Molecule: messenger RNA, 1242 nt
Organism: Pestalotiopsis fici W106-1
Lineage: Eukaryota; Fungi; Ascomycota; Sordariomycetes; Amphisphaeriales; Sporocadaceae
Exons: 1
Coding region: 1-1242 (413 amino acids)
Cellular component (GO): intracellular anatomical structure
Molecular function (GO): FMN binding; NADPH dehydrogenase activity; NADP binding
Source: RefSeq, a predicted model, not a curated record
AUGUCUUCGGAAGCCAUCAGCAUUAAGGCCGCUAGCGGCAUCUCUUACUUUACCCCAGCACAAGAGCCUCCGUCUGGUUCCCAAAUCAACGGUUCGACCAAGCUCUUCACUCCCCUCACCAUCCGCGGCACUACCUUCCAGAACCGUCUCUUCCUCCCUCCUCUUUGCCAGUACUCGGCCAAGGAUGGCUACGCCAACGACUGGCACCUCACCCACCUCGGUGGCAUCAUUCAGCGUGGCCCCGGUUUGACCAUCAUGGAAGCCACCGCUGUGCAGGCCAUCGGUCGUAUCACACCCGAGGAUCUCGGCCUUUGGGAGGACGGUCACAUUGAGCCGCUCAAGCGCAUCACUCAGUUCGCACACGGCCAAAACCAGAAGAUCGCCAUCCAGCUCGCCCACGCUGGUCGAAAGGCAUCAUGCGUUGCUCCCUGGCUGAGCGCCAACGCCGUCGCCACCAAGGAAGUUGGUGGCUGGCCCGACGAGAUCGUUGCCCCAUCCGCCAUUGCCCAGGACCAUGUCAACCCCGUUCCCAAAGCCCUGACCCUCGUGGACAUUGAGAAGUUGAAGCAGGACUGGGCCGAGGCCGCCAAGCGUGCUGUCAAGGCCGGUUUCGAUGUGAUCGAAAUCCACUCGGCCCACGGUUACCUGCUCCACGAGUUCCUCAGCCCCGUCAGCAACAAGAGAACCGACAAGUAUGGCGGCAGCUUCGAGAACAGAACCCGUCUUGUCCUCGAGAUUGCCGAGGCCGUCCGCGCCGUCAUCCCCAAGGAAAUGCCCCUGUUUGUGCGCAUCAGCGCCACCGAUUGGUUCGAGUUCGACCCCAGCUCCAAGCAGGAGUUCCCCGAGACAUGGACCGUCGCUCAGUCUGCCGAGCUUUCUUCCCUGCUUGCGGAUCGUGGUGUUGACCUGAUCGAUGUCAGCUCCGGCGGUGUCCAUCCCAAGUCGGCCAGCGCCAUCAAGUCUGGCCCUGCCUACCAGGUUCCCUUCUCUCAGGACAUCAAGAAGGUUGUUGGCGACAAGAUUCUCGUAUCGGCUGUCGGUGGCAUCAAGACUGGUCAGCUCGCCGAGGAGGUCUUGCAGUCUGGCCUUGACGUGGUCAUGGCUGGCCGAUGGAUGCAGAAGAACCCUGGCCUGGUCUACCAGUUUGCUGAUGAACUGGAGGUUGAUGUCAAGAUGGCUAACCAGAUUGGCUGGGGAUUCGGCGGACGUGGCAACCGAGGCGCCCGCAAGAACCGCCUGUAA